Messenger RNA from Photinus pyralis (common eastern firefly), 1325 nucleotides. RefSeq names its product tRNA-dihydrouridine(20a/20b) synthase [NAD(P)+]-like. The transcript has 6 exons. Gene Ontology annotation, molecular function: tRNA dihydrouridine synthase activity. NCBI's taxonomy places the organism in Eukaryota, Metazoa, Arthropoda, Insecta, Coleoptera, Lampyridae. The record is from RefSeq and is a predicted model, not a curated record. The coding region runs from base 139 to 1299 and encodes 386 amino acids.
CCUUUUGACCCAACAUGCCCCCUGGACUUUACCCAAAAUAGUAACAGUCGGUAGAAAAACCAAAGAGUACUUUGGAACAACUAUGUGUAAAUCCACAAACCAUUUUGUCUUAAUUAUACGUUCAAACCAACAAGAACGAUGAAUUAUAAAGAAAACAUUUUAAAUUUAUUCGAACAGAAACAAUUAGUAACAGUUUGCGCACCAAUGGUCCGUUACAGUAAAUUGCAGUUUCGAACACUGGUACGGGAAUACAAUUGUGACUUGUGCUACACCCCGAUGAUUAUGGCAGACUCGUUUUGUCGCAGUGGUAAAGCAAGGGACAACGAAUUUACAACUAACUUAGAAGAUUCUCCGGUAAUUGUUCAAUUUGCUGCAAAUACAGUGCACGAAUUUGUAGGUGCUGCUUAUAUGGUCUCACCGUAUUGCAACGGGGUUGACCUUAACUGCUGCUGUCCACAGAAUUGGGCAAAGCAGCUAGGUAUUGGUUGUGAAAUGCUAAAUCACCCAGAGCUCAUAUCAGACCUAGUUCGACAAUGUCGCAAUCAAGUUUUGAAACCCUUCACUGUUAGUGUGAAGCUAGGGGUACUUAAAGAUGACAGGAGAACUAUUGAGACAUGCAGGCAGGUAGAAAAAGCAGGUAUUGACUUUUUAGCUGUGCAGGCAAGGAUACCAACACAAAGUGUAAGGGCAAUUGACACAAACAUCUUAAAAUUGAUUGUUGAAAAUGUACACUGUCCCGUUAUUGGAAAUGGAGGUGUGCAAACCUUUGAUGAUUGUCUUAAUCUACAAAAGGAAACAAGUUGCAAUGGUGUAAUGGUUGCAAAUGGUUUGUUAACAAACCCAACUCUGUUUACUGGUACUCAAUGUACCCCACUUGAAUGUGUACAAAAAUGGUUGGAUAUAUGCUUCAACAUCACGCUCAAGGACAAUUUGUGCAACCAGCUCACAAUUCCAGAACGUCCUCCCAAUUUAACAUUUCAAUGUUUUCAUCACCAUUUAGUGUUUAUGUUAGAAAAGUUGUUAACAACGAGUCAACGUAGAACAUUUAAUAACUUACAACAUUUUGAUGAUGUUUUAAUGUUUCUACAGGAGCAUUUAGGUUUAAAACCUCAAGUCUGUGAAGAAAUUAUGUUUAAGAAACAACAGAUUUUAAAUUUAGAUUAUUAUGGUCGUGAUAGUGUGCACAACAAAUUAAAGUCACUAUAUCAAACUGAUGAAGAAUUAGUGAGAGUAGAUUAUAAUUAUGAUAAUGAUGGACAAUUUUUUAAAAGUAAAUUAGUGAUAGACAAUUCAAUAUAAUUUGUCUUGGAAAAUAUACGACCUUA